Messenger RNA from Orcinus orca (killer whale), 968 nucleotides. RefSeq names its product NADH:ubiquinone oxidoreductase subunit B8 (gene NDUFB8). The transcript is spliced from 5 exons. Bases 92 to 760 code for a protein of 222 amino acids. Gene Ontology annotation, cellular component: mitochondrion. The record is from RefSeq and is a predicted model, not a curated record. Lineage: Eukaryota; Metazoa; Chordata; Mammalia; Artiodactyla; Delphinidae. Gene Ontology annotation, biological process: mitochondrial electron transport, NADH to ubiquinone.
GAGACUUUUCUCCCUUGUCACGUUUGGCCCGGCUCGGCCGCCGUGACAAGGUCUUUGCGCAUGUGCGGGGUGAAACGAGAAGAAGGUGAAGAUGGCGGCAGCCAGGGCGGGGGUCCUGGGAGUCCGAUGGCUGCAGAGGGCAUCCCGAAACAUGGUGCCGAUGGGUGCACGGACAGCCUCCCAUAUUACCAAGGACAUGCUCCCGGGACCCUAUCCCAGGACCCCAGAAGAACGGGCUGCCGCAGCCAAGAAGUAUAAUAUGCGGGUGGAAGACUACGAGCCAUACCCAGAUGAUGGCAUGGGGUAUGGGGACUAUCCAAAGCUCCCUGACCGCUCACAGCAGGAGAGGGAUCCGUGGUAUGACUGGGACCACCCAGAGCUGCGAUUGAACUGGGGUGAACCGGAAGAGCAGUAUGUGACAGUGAUCUGCCUUUUUGUCUCAGAUGCACUGGGACCUAGACAUGUAUAUCAGGAACCGUGUGGACACGUCCCCCACUCCUGUUUCUUGGAAUCUCAUGUGGACCAAAGCAGUAUCCUUACAAUAAUCUGUACCUGGAACGAGGUGGCGAUCCCCACAAAGAACCUGAGCCGGUGGUUCACUAUGAGAUCUGAGGAGGCUUCGUGGGCUUUGUGCCCCCUGACUGACUCCCUCAAUCCUAGAGAUUUUACCUUAAUGAAAUCGCUAAUAAAACUUAGUACUGUGGUAUCUGUGCCUCAUUUCCCCAGGAAUAGCCAUUGCUUAAGCACAAGAAAAUGUUGAUUUGCUAAUUUCACUGGGAAAAGUAGUUGAGGGUUCCAGUUGUACAGCAGGUGGUAAGGGUAGCUCCUUUCCCCAUCUACAGGGUUGUGGGAGAAGGAAGAUAUGUUCCUGACUUCACAAGUUGGAACAAGGUUUAUUUCCCAUAAAAAACCUUUUUAAUAAUAAGUGGUUAGCUAAAAAACAAUACUCUAACAUGUUUCAAGUACAU